AUGAGAAUUAGCAAACAUGUGAUUUUAUCAUUGUUGUUCAUUGGAAGCUGUAUAAUCCAGCAUAUUUCUUGUAAAGAAGAUAUAGUGAACAAUAAAACAAAAGUUAAAAAAAAGAAUGGGCUAUCCUCUAGCAAACUUGGGGUUGAGUGCAGCAAAAAGCUAUUGAAUUCGUCGCAGGACAUAUUUACGAACCAUCAAUUUAAGGGAAAGAAGAUAUUUUUGAUAAGAGCCACAGCACUGAAUGAAAAGCUGUAUAAGGCAAUAGAAAGAAUGCAGAGAGAAAAGCUAUCUGCACAUUUUAUAACAUACAUUAAAAAUCCAGCUAAAUUAGUAAGGAAUAAUAAAAAUGAUUACAUUUGCAGAAUAGUUACACUGCGUGGGCUGUGCAUGCUUUCAAACGCUGUAAUUGUUCAAACAACGCAAGACAAAGACAUACUAAUAAAUCUUGUGGGAGUUCCAGAGAAAAAAGUAACUGUGCUUUUUUCUAAUGUGAAUAAAGCCCCCAAACAGAAGAAAACGCUCUCUCUUCAAAAGAAAAGCUUUAAUCUUCCAAAUGGGCUGUAUGUUCUAUAUGCAGGCGCAAAUAUCCAUAUUAACGUGGAUAUAUAUAAAAAUACCAUACAUCAGAUGUACAUUCGGGCAGUUAGUGAGGAGCCAGAGACAUAUCGUGCAGGGCACUGCAAAAGAGGGCCAUACGACAGAAAAAUGCAUGAGGCGUAUGCACGAAUAUCCUCUAGUGAUGUUGCGUUAAGCAUUACAGACACAGACAUAUUCAGUGUACACAAUAAAAAGCUAGUUGUUAAGGUGGGAGGAAUUAAGGCUGUGAUAGAUAGAAGAAGAUUUAGUGUGACCUUAAAGGGGCCUAGCUGUGCGAUUAAGCCCAUAGGCUUAUCCAUGACAAAUUCUGCAAGGUGGAGGUUUAAUAGCGAUACAUUAAACAAAUUCAGCAUAGAUCAUCCUGGCCUUACGUAUAAAAGAAAACACAAAGGAUAUUUAUACAAUAGGCCAAGAAGACACCCAGUAGAGCUUUUUGAGCCAGUGCAUGAAUCUGGGCACUCUCCAUUGAAACGAGUUUUGAUAACAGGAUAUUGGAGGUCUUCUGGUGUUGGUAUGGUGUCAAAUAGAUUUUUGCUAAACUUGGCAGUGUAUCAGAGCUUACUUGUUAGGGGAGAUGCAUACAAUCCAUGGGAGCUAGCAAAAGAACAGGAAAUUAAUUAUUUCAUUGCACAGAUCUAUUUAUUAGAAAGUGGGCAGAUAACUAAAGCAAAAGCAAUUAACCCAGAAGCCACGUUUACCCGCCCAGGGGUAGAAAUCCGAAAUAGAUUUCCUCCAGACACAUCGUCUGUUAAACAGGGAUACUCUAAAAUAUAUACACACUUCCCAUGGGAGUUCAGCGACAUUCCACAGCAGUGGAUUGACCCCUUAAAAGACUCAAAGAAUACUAAAAUUCUUGUACCUUCAGAGUUCGUGCGAGAAGUGCAUAAGCGAGGAAAUAUUCCAGAAGAAAACAUAUAUACCAUACCACAUGGCGUUGCCUACAAAUCGCAGCUAAAUAUGCAAAAGAUAGAAAAGGGGCAGCACUCUGUUUCUGUGCAAUCUCUCUAUAAGGUACCAGAAGACUAUGCUAGAUUUGUAAUGAUCAGUGGAUUUCUUAAAAGAAAGGGUAUGGACAUAGGAAUCAAAGCAUACAUAAAGGCAUUUAAAGGAACCGAUAAAGUGGUUCUUCGCAUUCACUGUGCAUAUGGCGACAGCUCAGUGUCAAACCACUUAAAAUCACUCAUUCGUACAAAUCAGAUGCGAAAAGGACCAAAAAUCAUAUAUACUGAAGGGUAUACAACAGAUAAGAAAAUAAGAGGGCUUCUUGCAAAUGCACAUUAUAAUCUUGCGCCCUUCAGAGGAGAAGGCUUUGGAAUGAAUAUUCUAGAUGGAGCUGCUCUUGGAGCUGUUCCCAUUGUUACUAAUGCUAAGCCAGCCACAGAAUUUUGCACUCCCAGAGGAUCUUUCUUCAUUCGCUGUAAAACUGUCCCAGUUACUGGGCUUCCUGUUAAGAGGUUCCGCACAUACACUACUAUGUUUGACAUGCCAAUUAAAAAAUGCCCAACAUGGUAUAGCCCAAGUCAGAAGCACUUAGUUAAACUCCUUCGAAAAGCAGCAUCCAUUGUAAACAACAGAAAGUAUGCAAAGAUGAAAAAGAAUUGCAUUGUAAAUGCAUCCAAACAGACCUGGUCUUUUGUUCUUGAAGAACUAAAGAACUUGCUUGUCAAGAAGAGAAUAUAA
Molecule: messenger RNA, 2277 nt
Organism: Nematocida parisii ERTm1
Lineage: Eukaryota; Fungi; Microsporidia
Exons: 1
Coding region: 1-2277 (758 amino acids)
Source: RefSeq, a predicted model, not a curated record